GCCCUUUCUUCUACUUGCUAUCAUCACCACAGAACCAGUUCAUCAUCUGUCUCAUGCACAGUUCUACACACACUGACAGUUCUGCUCAAUUGUCCCCUUUUAGACCUUUUCUGUGAGGAGCCCAAGUUAGUUACUUGUUGAUUCUUCAGUUUUAUCACAUGGGACUGUUCUUUUGUUGAUUGCAUUUCAAUUUCAGCUGUUACACACACACACACAAACUGAAAAAUAGCUGGAAUUAAGCUUUUGGAGCUGUUGUUUUAAGAGCUGAUGAAGUCAAGUUCUUGAUUGUGUUGUGUGAAUAUUUGCAUUUCCUGAGGAUUUACUGUGAGAAAGUUCUUGUCUUUGCACUUUUUGUGUCUUUCUUGGCUUGAUUUGGGACUCUGUGAACUGAAAAAAGUGCAGAAAUUCAGUGAGAAUUUAUCGUCUUUAUCGGAAUUCUUGCUGUGAAAAUCUUGAAGAACAGUAGUAGAAAUGCUGCACACAAAAUCAGAAUCUGAUAUAACCAGUUUAGCCCCAUCGUCGCCCUCAAGGUCUCCGAAGAGGCCUGUAUAUUAUGUACAGAGCCCUUCAAGGGAUUCUCAUGAUGGCGACAAGUCCUCUUCCAUGCAUGCAACUCCCAAUUUCAACAGCCCAAUGGAGUCCCCUUCGCACCCCUCGUUCGGCCGCCACUCCCGGAAUUCCUCCGCCAGCCGAUUCUCCGGCAUAUUCCGGUCAUCCUCAGGGCGAAAGGGUGGCCGGAAGAGAAAUGAUAAAGGGUGGCCUGAGUGCAAUGUGAUUGUAGAAGAGGGGAAUUAUGAUGAGUUUGAUGAUGAUAAGGCGUUUACGCGGCGGUGCCAGGCUUUGAUGGCGCUUUGUGGGUUUAUCGUGCUGUUUACGGUGUUUUGCUUGAUCAUAUGGGGUGCUGGCAGGCCUUACAAGGCAGAAGUUGCUGUUAAGAGCUUGACGGUCAACAACCUUUACUUAGGUUCGGGCGCAGACUUCACUGGUGUUCCAACGAAGAUGUUGAACGUGAAUGGAUCUUUGAGGAUUAGUGUGUACAAUCCCGCUACAUUCUAUGGUAUUCAUGUUAGUGCGACGCCUGUCAAUCUCAUCUAUUCGGAUGUUGUUGUCGCAACGGGACAGCUGAAGAAAUAUUACCAACAUCGUAAAAGUCGCAAGAAUGUGUUAGUUCACAUAGAAGGAACCAAAGUUCCCUUAUAUGGGGCUGGAUCAAACCUAGUCGUUUCCAGCAACAAUGCUGUUCAGGUUCCAUUGACGUUGGAGUUUGAAAUCCGAUCCAGAGGAGAUGUGGUGGGGAAACUGGUUAGAACAAAGCAUCAUAGAAGAGUUUCCUGCUCGUUGGUCAUCGACUCGACCAGCAACAAGCCCAUCAAAUUUAAGAAGGAUUCUUGCACUUACAGCUGAAAUUAGUACUACAUGGUGAGGUGAACAUGUAGUUCUUGAUUUCUCUGAACCAUAUUGUGAAACUACUUGUCCAAAGCUGCAGUUUCUGUAAGAAUUAUCUUCCCGAGAGAUGGGAGUUUUUCCAGUUUGAGAGAUGUGGUAAUAAAGCGGUGAGUUUGUAAAGAAUUUGUGAAGAUCCUGUUGUAAUUUAUGUGAGAUGCGUAUCAGUGUUGGACAACUUUGAACAAUAAUUUUCUCUUUGGUACAUCAUUAUACCUUUUCAAUGUAAUAAUUUUGGUAAUUUUGUCUUAA
This is a messenger RNA of Sesamum indicum (sesame), 1695 nucleotides long. RefSeq lists its product as uncharacterized. NCBI's taxonomy places the organism in Eukaryota, Viridiplantae, Streptophyta, Magnoliopsida, Lamiales, Pedaliaceae. The record is from RefSeq and is a predicted model, not a curated record.